UGUCUGUAGCUAUAAUUAGCACACGUUAGCAUUUUAAAGUAUUCUCUCUGGUUAUUCUGGACAUGAUCAUUUUCUUUCCUCCAGGUCCCAGCCAAAAUGAGUGAAACCCCUUCUACUAGCUUCUCCAUGAUUCAUCCGACUUCUUCUGAAGGUCAAGUUCCCUCUGCUCGCCCUCUGAGCCUCACUCAUCCUGUUGUGGCCAAGCGGAUCAGCUUCUACAAGAGCGGAGACCCCCAAUUUGGAGGGGUUAGGGUGGUGGUGAACCCUCGAUCCUUUAAGUCCUUUGAUGCUUUGCUGGAUAACUUGUCUGGGAAGGUGCCCCUACCUUUUGGGGUGAGGAACAUCAGCACCCCUCGGGGAAGGCACAGCAUCACGAGCCUGGAGGAGUUGGAGGAUGGUGAGUCCUACCUGUGUUCCCACAGCAGGAAGGUAAAGCCGGUUGACUUGGACAAGGCCCGACGACGCCCACGACCCUGGCUCAGCAGCCGGGCUCUCAGUGCGCAUGCGCAAGGCCGUCCAGCGGCGGCCCCAGCAGCCACCCCCAGCAUGCCUCGCGGCCCGCGGAGGCUCUUGGUCUUCAAGAACGGAGAACCCCGGACGAGGCGUGCAGUCCUUGUUAGCAGGAGGUCUACUCAGAGCUUCGAGACCUUUCUGCAGCACCUGACGGAGGUCAUGCAGUUCCCGGUGAUCAAGCUGUACGCCACGGACGGAAGGAAGGUUCCCAGUCUCCAGGCAGUGAUCCUGAGCUCUGGAGCCGUGGUGGCAGCAGGAAGGGAGCCAUUUAAACCAGGAAAUUAUGACAUCCAAAAAUACAUACUUCCUGCUAGAUUACCGGGGAUCUCUCAGCACGUGAAUCCCAAGGGAAAAGCUAGGUCAGAACGCAGAAAGAUGAGCAAACAGGUGCCUUCAAGCCCGAGGUCCCAGAUUAAUUCUGUUUCUUCCGACAAAACAAAUAAUAAUAAUUGCUACUUGGACUAUUCUUUUGCUCCUGAAAAUUACUUGGCAUUAGAAAAAAAAGAUUCUCAGAAUUUAUUGAUAUAUCCUUCUAAAGAUGACAUUGAGAAAUCAGUUAUUUUUAAUCAAGAUGGAACUAUGACAGUUGAGAUGAAAAUUCGAUUCAAGAUAAAAGAGGAGGAAACUGUAAAAUGGACAACUACUGUCAGUAGAGGUGGUCUUUCUAAUAAUGAUGAAAAGAAUGAGAUAAGCAGUUUGCCAGGAAGAACUGAUGAUCUGUCGUCUGGUUUAAAAUUGGAAGCAUGUUCAUUGUUUGCAGAUGUCUCCCUUCUGGAGAAAGGCAAUAAUCAAGACGGAAGUUUAGUACAUGAGUCAAACACUCAAGUGACAGAUCAAGAGACUGAGACUUGUAGUUCUGCUAGUUGGGAUAAUGCUACUCUGGACAGAGAUAUCAUUCAAGGAACUCAGGAUCAAGUGAAGCAUAAUUUUUAUAGGCCCCCUACACCUGGGCCAAGGAGAGUGAGACCAAAGAAAUCUGUAAUAGGGAGUGUGACCUUAGUAUCUGAAACUGAGGUAGAAGAGAAAACAAUUAGGCAGUUUUCCUAUAGUAACGAAAGGGAAAGCGGGGAAAACAAAUCUGAGUAUCACAUGAUUACACAUUCUUGUAGUAAAAUGUCAUCAGUAUCUAACAAACCAGUAGUUGUUCAGAUCGAUAAUAAUGAGAACAUGGAGUCAUCUUUAGAAAGAAAAAAGGAAAGCACAGUGCUCAAGUCAAGUGCAAUAAGUGCUGGUGUAAUAGAAAUUACAAAUCAGAAGAUGCUAGAGAUGUCUCAUAAUAGUGACUUACCAUCAGCUGUAUCAGAGAAUUCAAUGGUGAAGGAGGAUGUAGGUGAUAGUGUAUUAUCAGACAACAAAACUGGUAUCAAGAACUUCAGAACUUAUAAGAAUACAAAUGAUAGUUUCAGUGCUACUUCAACAGAUUCAACUCGCUCCUCAAGUAAGAACUCUGGAACAUACAAAAAUAUUUCUGAGGCUCUAUCUUCAGUAGGAUCCUCUGCUGUUACCACAAGAAUUGACAGACUAACUAAUGAAUUUGCUCAGUGUGGUUUAACAAGGCUUCCAGAAAAUGAAAAACAGAUUUUGUCAUCUCUUGUCAGAAAAAAGAAGAAGAAAUCUCAGCAGCAAGUGAUAAAUUCCAAGUAUCAGCCUGGGGAGAUUACAACCAAAAGAAUCCCCAUUAAGAGUGAGAGAAUAAACAUAAGAGAUAAAACUGCACAAGAAUCCAUAUUGCUAGAUUCACACAGUUUCCGUAAAGGAGGGUUACUUUCUGAGAAAGAGCUCCAUGCAAGUGAUAUGGUAAUUGAAUCAAAUCAUUUUUCUUCCAAGAAUAGUAAUAACACAAUUUCCAAGAAUUUUCAUAGAAAUAAAUCAAAUAGUACUACAAAUCCUAAUGUUCAAGGACUCUUAACCAGGAGAAAAUCCAGAUCACUAAAGAAAGUAAGCUUAGGACGACCUAAGAAAAGAGAAAUUGGCCAAAUAGAAAAAGCAUUUCCCCACAAUGACUCUAAAUAUUGUAAAAGUACUUUUGAAAAUCAAAGUUUAUUUAAUGUGUUUAACCUCAUUGAACAAAAACCCAAAGAUUUUUGUGAAUCACAACCUCAAGAAGAAGUGGUAUCUGGUUAUUUAAGAGGAAUGGCAAAGAAGAGUCUAGUUGCAAAAGUUAAGGAUUUACAUAUAAAAAGCCAGAAAAAACAAAAAGGAGGUAAAUUGAAAUUAGGUGCUAUUGUAAAUAAACAACAUGGUACUUCCUUAGCUUCUUUACAAAAUGCUGAUUUUCCUGAGGAUAUUGCCCAACAUUCCAUUCCAAAUUAUGUACAGAGAUGGUUACAGAACAUAAACCCAUAUCCAACUUUAAAACCUAUAAAAUCAUCUCCACUAUGCAAAAAUGAAAGGAGCCUGACAGGUUAUAACAAUAAUGGUUUUCCUGGAAAUAAUCCCCAUACAAGUUGUGGAGAAGGAAAUAAUUUUGUUAUGGAAAAUAAUAAACAUGUAACUGAAAAUAUCAGUUUGACAGGCGAUAGUCUAUGUAAAGACGUAGAGGACUCUCUUUUUGCCAAAGAUAAUGGUGAAGAAUUUACUGAAGAUCUCCAUGGGAGCCAGGUUGGAUCUGCCAAUGAUGCUUGCUUGGUUUCCCCACAUGAAUACUGUACUUUGUCACAGUCAGCUGUUAAUAACCAUAAUAUUAAAAGUACAGUAUCUGCUGAAAAUUCAGGAUCAGAUAAGGUAAGUCGUGUUUACCAAGAAAUAAACCAAGCUACAAAAGGCCAAAGUGUAGAGGCUGCCAUUCAGGUAGAUCCUAUAGAAGAGGAUACUCCGAAAGACCUCUUACCAGUCUUGUUUCAUCAACUGCAAACUUCAGCUCCUAGUAUUCACAAGACUCAGAAUGGCAUUGUUCAAAUGCGAAGGUCACUUGCAGAUGUGUCCUUUCCUUCUGUAAUGUGUAAUUCAUCCACUAAUCUCCUUUUAGCAUGGCUUCUGGUGUUAAAUCUAAAGGGAAACAUGAAUAGCUUCUGUCCAGGUGAUGCUCAUGAGGCUACCAGCAAAUCUUCAGAAACACUUGCAUUGCUGGAGAUUCUAAAGCACGUUGCCAUUACAGAGGAAGCUGAUGAUUUGAAGGCUGCUGUUGCCAGUUUAAUGGAGUCAACCACAAGUUACUUUGGACUUGUGGAGAAAGAACAAGAUAUGGUUCCAAUAGGUUUUUCCACAAAUUGUCCCAUUGUUAACAUUCAGAAAGUUCCUAAGUGUGAUGAAAAUGAAAAAGCAAAUAUCCCUUCUUUGGAUGGAGGCUACUCUACCAGUGAGGCUGAUGUACCUGAAGUCUGUGUUUCAGAGGUGAAUUGCUCUCCAUUUGAGUUGUGUACUGUGAGUAACACUUACACUCCAAAAGACACUUGUAACUCCCAUGAGACUUUUUUUCCUAGUGACAGUUAUGCCAUGAGUCAGACCUCCAUGAAUAAGGCUUGUUUCCUAGAAGAUACCUGUUCACUUGCUGAUGCUGUGUUUCUUCAAGAAGCUUAUGCUCUAAAGGAGAAUGAUGUCUAUGGAACAGCUUACCCGUUUGAUGAGACCUACAUUCCUAUUGAAGUCUGCCAUGCUACUGAUGAUUUAAAUUCCGAAGAAAACAUAUAUACUGAUAACUUGGAAUUAACUGAAGAGUUAGAAAAAGUUGAUGAAUUUCAGAAAGACCUAAGUAUUUUGGCAGACUCUGGGUAUGAAACUAGCUUUAAUACAUUGAUUUCCCAUCAAAAUGACAGUAAUGUAAGCCCUUGUGGCCUUUUUCUAAAUGAAACUGAACCAGAAUUUCAUAAGAAUCAUAAUCCUAUAGAGGAAUUUCAAAAUUGUUCACUAAAGGAAGUUCAGGAUGAAAAUGCAUACACAUCUUUUGAUAAGGAAGAAUCAAAGACUUCUGAAGAUCCAAGCUCAGUAACCAACAGCAUGACAUCAAACGAAAGACACAAUAUUUCAGAAUUGGAAUCUUAUGAAGAACUAGAAAACCAGGAUGCUGAUAUCUUUAACACAGUGGUAUGUGGAGGAGAGCAAGCUAUUGAAGAAUCAAUUUCAAAAGAGUUAUUAGCCAGUAAAAAUUUAGAAUUGAUAGAUAUUUCUGAUAGGAGCAUUAUAGAAGAAGAAAGAAGGAAUGGUAUAAGUUGUCAGACAAUUAGUAGUAGGCUAGCAACACCACCGUCUUUAGAUUUUUGUUAUGAUUCUAAGCAAAAUACUGAAAAAGAGGUCAAUGAAGGAGAAACUGAGAUGAGAGUAAAAAUGAUGGUGAAAAACAUGGAUGCUGGAAGUUAUUCAGAGUCCUCUCUUGACUUAAAAAAAUGCUUCAAGAGUCCAGUGACUUCUGAUUGGUCUGACUAUAGACCAGAUAGUGAGAGUGAACAGCCCUAUAAAACAUCUAGUGAUGGCCCCAGUGACAGUAGUGAGAUUGCUCAAGAGAAAGAGUACAAUAGAGGAUUCGUUAAAAGGGCAGUAGAAAAGCUUUACAGUAAAGCAGAAAUCAUUAAACCUUUUAUUCCAGGAUCUACAAACAGAUCUCAGGUUCGUCCUUGCAAUGAGAUUGAAUUUCAUUGUUCUAGGAAACCAGGUUUUUAUGAUUCUGAAGGCCAGUCAUUUGGGUCUUCUGAUCAAGUAUCUAGUAGUUCACCUAUGUUGCAGGAAUUCCAGGAGGAAAGACAAGAUAAAUGUGACAUUAGUGAUGUGAGGAACAAUUAUGGGGACCACACUGUGGAAUAUGGUACAAAACCGAAUGAUCAUAACAGACCUCUUGGAGACUUAGAGGAAGGAGUAUUGAUUGACAAAGGCAAGUGGCUCCUGAGAGAAAAUCAUUUGCUAAGAGUGUCAUCUCCUGAAAAUCCUGGAAUGUAUGGCAAUUUAGACACUACAUCAGUGGAUACCCUACUUGAUAAUAACAGCAAUGAGGUACCAUAUUCACAUUUUGGAAAUUUGGCCCCAGGUCCAAGUAUGGCUGAACUAUCUUCUUCAGAACUGGAGGAACUGACUCAACCCCUUGAACUAAAAUGUAGUUAUUUUAACAUGCCUCAUGCUAGUGAUUCAGAACCUUUUUGUGAUGAUUUGCUAGAUGUUCAGAAUAAAACCCAUGCCAAGGAGAGAGUACCAAGUCAUUAUACAGAGGCGAUGGGUAAUCAUCGGUCAGAAACAGUAUGCACAUCUGUUACUCAUGCUUUUUUGCCUGCUGGUAACAAAGUCCACCCUGCCUCUGAAGAUGCUGUUAAAAACCAGCCUUUGCCGGGCAAUAGUAUGAUUCGUGGUACUCUUCAGGAAGGCGACUCUUUGGAUAAGCUCUAUGCUAUUUGUGGCCAACAUUGUCCAAUAUUAACUGUUAUUAUUCAACCUGUAAAUGAGGAAGAUAGAGGAUUUGCAUAUCGUAAAGAUUCAGAUAUUGAAAAUUCCUUGGAUUUCCACUUAUGGAUGAAAAUAUACCCAUAUUUACUACAGUCAAACAAAAAUAUGUUCAAGGACAAGAACAAUGAAACAAAUAUGAGAAAAGAAUUUAUUGAUAAUGCCAAGGGCAAUCUAUUUGAUCAGUUUUACCUUAAUAACUCACUUGGCUUGAUGGAUAAAAGAAAAACCCCAAAAAGAAUGAAGUUUUUGGACCUAAUGGGAGAAAGUAAUUUACAGACAUUUCAGUCCUAUUUAAACAAAAGGUUUUGUAUGAAUAUCUUGCACACAUUUUUAGUUGUGGAUGAUAUGAAUUCAAAUACGUGGGUCUCCAGUAAUCAGACAAAUCAGAUCUUUAAAACAGUUGAUGAGAAUAACAACUUCUUAAAUAACAAAUUCCAGAGCCAAAGAGUAAGUCUUUACUCACUAGUAAGAGAAAAUACCAGUCAUCAUUUCUCCUUUGAAAUGGUUGGUCAAGCCUGCCUGUUAGAUAAUUGCCAAACUGAGACAUUCUUAAAUAUUAGCAACAGAAGUAUUUUAAAAAUACUUUAUAUUUUUGAGGGUGAAAACCUUUUCAUUUGGGAAGAGGAAAACCAAUUAAGUUUAAAUGAUUUUGAAUGCUGUAAUGAACAAGAAGAUUUAUAA
Molecule: messenger RNA, 6561 nt
Organism: Tupaia belangeri chinensis (Chinese tree shrew)
Lineage: Eukaryota; Metazoa; Chordata; Mammalia; Scandentia; Tupaiidae
Gene: RP1
Product: RP1 axonemal microtubule associated
Exons: 3
Coding region: 97-6561 (2154 amino acids)
Biological process (GO): intracellular signal transduction; photoreceptor cell development; retina development in camera-type eye
Cellular component (GO): axoneme
Source: RefSeq, a predicted model, not a curated record